AAAAUGGAAGUAUGGUUGAGUUGGGUUUUAGGAUUUGUGCCAAUAUUGGGGUGGAUGUUGUGGUGGUGGAACGACCUACGGUAUGCAGCUCCUCUUAAAUUUAAAUAUUCCGGCACCGGAGCCAGGCUUCCACCUGGUCACAUGGGCUUCCCAUUUUUGGGGGAAAUGAUCAGCUUUCUUUGGUACUUCAAGGUUCUUCGCCGCCCUGAUGAUUUCAUUAAUUCCAAGCGGCGAAAGUAUGGUGAUGGAGUAGGAAUGUACAGAACCCACCUCUUCGGAUCACCGGCUAUAAUAGCUUGCUUCCCGGCGAUCAACAAAUUUGUGUUUCGAUCAGAUGACAAAUUUAUCCUCAAAUGGCCCAACAUUGACCUAAUGGGAAUUACGUCUCUUGUAGCAGUUCAUGGAAAAGCACAUGCCAGGCUCAGAAGUUUUGUGACUAAUGCCAUUAAUCGACCUGAUGCUCUUAGGCGUAUCACUGAAAUGGUUCAACCACGUAUUGUUUCUGCACUUCAAUCAUGGGCCCAGAAGGGUCAGCUGAAAAUGUAUGACGAAGCAAAGAAGGUGUCUUUCGAGAAUAUUGGAAAAUUAUUCGUAAGCUUUGAACCAGGGCCUAUUCUGGAAACCAUGGAUAAAUGGUUUUACGGGUUGCUUGGUGGAGUUAGAGCUCAACCGUUUAACUUUCCCGGAACUGCUUAUCACCAUGCAAUUCAGUGUAGGAAAAAGCUGGAUGCAAUUUUUAGGGUGGAGCUGGAGAGGAAGAAGAAGAAGAAAGAAAGCGGAGUUGAUACAACAAAUGAUCUAAUGGAUGGGCUGAUGCAAAUUGAAGAUGAGGAAGGCAAAAAGUUAAGCGACCAAGAGGUUGUGGACAAUAUUGUCAGCCUUGUUGUUGCUGGAUAUGAAUCUACUGCUGUUGCAUCGAUGUGGGCUCUUUAUUUUCUCGCCAAGAACCCUAAUGUCCUUGAAAAGCUACGGGAAGAGAAUAUGGCGAUCCGCAAGAACAAGAAAGGGGAUUACAUUACUAGCGAAGAUGUUUCUAAAUUGAAAUACACCAACAAGGUGGUGGAAGAAACAAUAAGAAUGGCCAAUAUAGCCGCAGUUUCUUUCAGAAUGGCUACCCAAGAAGUGGAAUACCAAGGCUAUAAAAUACCCAAGAACUGGAAAGUAAUUUUGUGGCUUCGGUACCUCCAUACAGAUCCAGAAAACUUUGAUGAUCCCAUGUGCUUUAAUCCUGAUAGAUGGAAUGAACCAGCAAAGCCGGGUACCUAUCAGGUUUUUGGUACUGGAAUUAGAACCUGUCCUGGAAACACGCUUUCUCGGUUACAACUUGCACUGUUUGUUCACCAUUUGUCGGUUGGAUACAAGUGGGAAUUGCGGAAUCCGGAUGCAAAGAUCACUUAUCUUUCUCAUCCAAGACCGGCUGACGGGGUCGAGAUUAUCAACUUCACCCAAUUAUAAUAUCGCUGUUUGACAGUUACUAAUUUAUCAGCUUUCUGUGUACCUUGGCUUUCUAUUCUAGUAAGGAAACUUUAUUUUGGCUAGGGUGUGUUCCUGUUUUUACAUAAUAAGCACAUUUUAUCAAUAAA
Molecule: messenger RNA, 1583 nt
Organism: Mangifera indica (mango)
Lineage: Eukaryota; Viridiplantae; Streptophyta; Magnoliopsida; Sapindales; Anacardiaceae
Product: ent-kaurenoic acid oxidase 1-like
Exons: 9
Coding region: 4-1455 (483 amino acids)
Biological process (GO): brassinosteroid homeostasis; brassinosteroid biosynthetic process; multicellular organism development
Molecular function (GO): monooxygenase activity; heme binding; oxidoreductase activity, acting on paired donors, with incorporation or reduction of molecular oxygen
Source: RefSeq, a predicted model, not a curated record